Molecule: messenger RNA, 780 nt
Organism: Hansenula ciferrii
Lineage: Eukaryota; Fungi; Ascomycota; Saccharomycetes; Phaffomycetales; Wickerhamomycetaceae
Product: putative enoyl-CoA hydratase, mitochondrial
Exons: 1
Coding region: 1-780 (259 amino acids)
Biological process (GO): fatty acid beta-oxidation
Cellular component (GO): mitochondrion
Molecular function (GO): enoyl-CoA hydratase activity
Source: RefSeq, a predicted model, not a curated record
AUGACUUUCAAACAUAUCAUCACUUCAACUCCAAGAACAGGAGUCUUCCAAAUCACUUUAAACAGACCAAAAGCUUUAAAUGCUUUAAAUUCUGCAUUGUUUACUGAGAUUUUAACAGCUCUAAGAAAAGCAGAUUCUGAUAUUGAUCAAUAUGGUGCAGUUGUCAUUACAGGUGGUGAUCGAGUAUUUGCAGCAGGUGCUGAUAUCAAGGAAAUGUUACCAAUUGAUUCUGCUCAGGCAAUGUCUCAAGAUAUGUUAUCUAAUUGGAAAGAUUUCAAUUCAAUUGGAAUCCCUAUAAUUGCUGCUGUGGAAGGUUAUGCCCUUGGUGGUGGUUGUGAAUUAGCUAUGAAUUGUGAUAUUAUUUAUGCUUCAAACAAGGCUGUUUUUGGUCAACCUGAAGUUAAAUUAGGUGUUAUUCCAGGUGGUGGUGGUACUCAAAGAUUAAUUAGAGCUAUUGGUAAAAGUAGAGCUAUGGAAUAUAUUAUAACUGGUGAUAAUUUUUCAUCAAUUCAAGCUGAACAAUGGGGGUUAGUUUCUAAAAAUUUUGAACCAAAAACUGUUAUUAAGAAUGCAUUAGAUUUAGCUGAAAAAAUUGCUAAGGGACCAAGAUUAACUUCAAGAUCAUGUAAAAAAGCUAUUAAUAUUGCAAAUGAAACUAAUUUACAAAAUGGGUUAGAUUUUGAAAGAAAUAUUUUCCAUUCACUUUUUGGUAAUUAUGAACAAAAAGAAGGUAUGAAUGCCUUUGUUGAAAAAAGAAAACCAAAAUGGUCAAAAUUAUAA